Molecule: messenger RNA, 2520 nt
Organism: Ramularia collo-cygni
Lineage: Eukaryota; Fungi; Ascomycota; Dothideomycetes; Mycosphaerellales; Mycosphaerellaceae
Product: related to ceramidase
Exons: 2
Coding region: 1-2520 (839 amino acids)
Biological process (GO): sphingosine biosynthetic process; ceramide catabolic process; long-chain fatty acid biosynthetic process
Cellular component (GO): extracellular region
Molecular function (GO): N-acylsphingosine amidohydrolase activity
Source: RefSeq, a predicted model, not a curated record
AUGAGCGAUCAUCACUCAGGACCAAUUCACGCAGAGCCGCCGGCGGCUCCCAUAGACUCUGGUCACCAUCACCAUCAUCAUCACCAGCAUAACUACCACCUUCCGGAAGAUCCCUCCAUAAUUGAAGUGGGAUCGCGUGGCGACUACGGCAGUGUACCACAGAAUGCUAUAGUCGACUCCGGACUCAAUCGAAGAGCCAUGUCGCGCUCACCUUUGGUAGUCAUUGUGCUGGCAGCAGUUGCUUUCCUGACAUUGGCAUUCUUGAAUACCUCCMACAGGCUGGGCUAUCCUGCUUUCGACAUCUCAUCCACAGAUCCUAAUCAUAAUUCACUGCCAGACAAGUACUCACCCAAAAUCGAUGGCGACAGUUAUCUCGUUGGAGUUGGCAAAGCUGAUAUCACUGGCCCCGUCGUGGAGAUUAACUUCAUGGGCUACGCCGACCCGGCACAAGUUGGUAGUGGGCUUAGACAGCGCCUAUAUUCGCGAGCUUUCAUCGUUGGAGAUGUCGCAACACCAGCAGAUCGUUUCGUCUACCUAGUUCUUGAUACCCAAUCUGGCGAUACUGCAAUUCGACAUGGCAUCCUUCAGGCGUUGAAGGAUCUCRGGGGCGACUUUGCUUUAUAUGGCCAACACAAUGUUGCUGUCACUGGUACCCACUCGCACAGUGGUCCUGGAGCAUGGCUCAACUACUUGCUACCGCAAAUCACGAGCAAGGGCUUCAAUAAGCCUUCAUAUCAGGCCAUUGUUGACGGAGCAGUUGCCUCUAUCAAGCAGGCUCAUGAAGGGCUCGCUCCGGGUCACCUCCGAAUCGGCACCACCGAAGUUUAUGAUGCCAACAUCAACAGAAGUCCAUAUGCCUAUCUUGCGAACCCCAUCGAAGAAAGAUCGCGCUACAAGGAUGACGUUGACAAGACUCUUAGCAUGUUACGCCUAUCCCACUCAACAGAGUCUGGAGACCGUGACAUUGGGGUCUUUACGUGGUUUGCGGUACAUGGUACGAGCAUGUUGGGCAACAAUACUCUUGUCACCGGCGACAACAAAGGCGUUGCUGCUGUGCUUUUCGAGAGGUCCGUUGAAGACCCGUCAUUCGUCGCGGGCUUCAGUCAGUCCAAUGUUGGAGACACGUCUCCCAACGUACUUGGCGCGUAUUGCGAGUUCGGGGAGCAGCAAGGCCAAAUGUGUGAUUUCAAGACAAGCCUGUGCGGUAACAAAACGCAGCCUUGCCAUGGUCGAGGUCCCCACUUUGGCAGGAACGACGCAGGAACUGCCUCCAGCUUCGAAAUCGGUACCCGCCAGUUCAGCGGUGCUCGAAAAUUGUUUGAUGAUCAGGAAGCCUUCAUUCCGGUGCAAGGAAGUAUUGUGAAGAGCUUGCAUCAAUUUGCAGAUUUGAGCAAUUACCGAUUCAAGCUUCGCAACGGCACUUCUGUGCGUACCUGCCCGGCUGCGAUGGGAUACUCCUUUGCUGCUGGCACGUCGGACGGCCCUGGUGCGUUUGACUUCAAGCAAGGCCAACCCAACGAUCCUCACGCGAAUCCACUGUGGACUGCUAUUGGCUAUCGUCUACAYACUCCAAAUGACACGCAAAAAGCGUGCCAGCGCGAGAAGGUCAUUCUUCUGGAUGUCGGUGAAAGCAAAACGCCAUACGAUUGGAGCCCCAACAUUGUGGAUGUUCAGCUUCUGAGGGUCGGCCAACUUUUCAUCAUCGUGUCUCCUGGCGAGGCCACUACCAUGUCGGGCCGCCGCUGGAGGGAGGCCAUCGGAGAUUAUGCCAAGAAUACGUUUUCAGAGCUUGAGAAAGACGAGCAAAGCCCCUUCGUGGUGCUUGGAGGUCCUGCCAACACGUAUUCCCAUUACAUCACUACCCCUGAGGAGUAUUCCAUCCAACGCUACGAGGGUGCAUCUACACUUUACGGACCGUGGACUCUGGACGCGCACAUCAAUUUAUCACUUAGUGCGCUGCCAUACCUAGCGAAGUCUGUACAGGAUCUACCACCUCUGGAUCUUGGACCCAGUCCACCAAUCUACGUCAACAAAAGCUUGACCUUCAUCACGCCUGUUGUGGUUGAUCGAGCAGGCUUCUUCAAAAGCUUUGGUGAUGUGAUCGCUGACGUAGACCCACUUUACCUUGCAGGCGACACCAUAUCGGCCAAGUUCGUUGGUGCCAAUCCACGCAACAACCUCCGUUUGGGAGCAACUUUCGCAGCGGUAGAAACUCUCCACGAAGAGUCGGGACUUUGGGAGCGAAUUCGUGACGACAAGGACUGGGGUCUUGUCUAUGACUGGAAACGUACGUCCACGACGUUGGGAACCAGUGAAGUUACGAUCAGCUGGGAGACGAAGUGGGAGACAGGAGCUUGGCGAGAGGAGAACGCCGACAGCGCAGAGAUUCAUGGAGACCUGUUGCAUAGAGACAGCUCUCUACAAGGUCGCUACAGAUUACGAUAUUACGGAGAUGCGAAAUCGCUGGGAGGCGGCAUCACGCCGUUCGAGGGAAUCAGUGCUGAAUUUACGAUUGCAUGA